CCAACUUUUUGCAAUCUGUAAUAGGCCACCAGAAAUGGAAAAAAGACCUCUAGUUUAUUUUGAUUUUUUUUUUCAUCUUAUUUUCUAAAAAUUGAAGACUGUACGGAUGACAAUUUAACACGCAUGGCAAAAGCGAUGUGCGAAAUGAUGCAACCAUUUUUCGAAAAUAUACUAGACAAAAAGUUUAACGCUUUGAACUAUGCUAAGAACAAGUUAGUGCAGGAAAUAGAAGAAAAGAAGGCAGAGAUUGAAAGUAAGGAAAUUGAGCUGCAACAAGUUAAGGAACAAACAAGAAAAAUUGAAGAUAACUUUUUGGCAACUUUGAGAGAAAAAGAAUCGAAGAUACAAGAAUUGGAAAGAGAAUUGAAGAAAUUGAGGGAACAGUUGAAUCUAUCUCAACAGAACCUGCAAUGCAAAGAAGAUGAACUGACAGCUGAAAGAGAAAAAAAGGAAAAACAGGAUGAGAUUGAAAGUAAAGAAAAUGAGCUGCGACAAAUUAAGGAACAAAUACGGAUAAUUGAAGAUAAAAAUUUGGCGGCUAAGAGAGAAAAAGAAUCAAGGAUACAAGAAUUGGAAAGUGAAUUGGAAAAUUUGAGGGAACAGUUAAAUCUAUCUCAACAAAACCUGCAACGCAAGGAAGAUGAACUGACAGCUGAAAGAAAAAGAAUAGAGAAGAAGGAAAAACAGGAUGGUAAACUAGUAAUUUUUAGUUUUAAUUAAACCAGCCAAAAUGUGAAUAUCAUCUAGAAAUAAAUGUUCAAUGUACAUAUUAAACAUUUUUUAUUUUUAAAUACAAUUAUAUUUAUAUCAAAUGGCUUUACUUCCAAAUCUAAAUAAGUGUAUCACCUAUGAUAUUAUAAAAAGCAGUAUCAAUUUUCCCUCAGCUUUGUGUUUAUGUCUUAUCGAAACACCGUGAUCUUGUGUUAACAUAAAUCUUAAUAAUUAUGUUUUUGUAUUUCAUUUACUUUAAUAUUUUAAACCAAAGUGGUUAUUUCAUAGAAUUUUAAUAUUUCAAAACCACUUUAAAACCUUUCGUGGGUCCGACAUUGUAUGUAUACAAGUUUCUUUUUACUAAAAAUUCUGUAAAUUUACAGAUCUUGCAACUGAUCUAACAAAUAAGAUAA
Molecule: messenger RNA, 1124 nt
Organism: Ruditapes philippinarum (Manila clam)
Lineage: Eukaryota; Metazoa; Mollusca; Bivalvia; Venerida; Veneridae
Product: rho-associated protein kinase 1-like
Exons: 2
Coding region: 124-720 (198 amino acids)
Source: RefSeq, a predicted model, not a curated record